Xenopus laevis (African clawed frog) is the source of this 2313-nucleotide messenger RNA. RefSeq names its product acyl-CoA thioesterase 2 S homeolog (gene acot2.S). NCBI's taxonomy places the organism in Eukaryota, Metazoa, Chordata, Amphibia, Anura, Pipidae. The record is from RefSeq and is marked provisional. Gene Ontology annotation, molecular function: thiolester hydrolase activity; fatty acyl-CoA hydrolase activity. Gene Ontology annotation, biological process: fatty acid metabolic process; acyl-CoA metabolic process.
GACGCAGGACGCUGUUGACGCAUACAGUAUGAGACAGCGUGCUGCUAUAGACGCCUUUGAGUUGGAGGGCAGAAAUCACGUGAGUUACUCUAUGGCAAGCAGCUCAGGACAAAUUAGUGUUCGCUAUAAAGUUUAGGCUGGAGAAUGACCCACUGAACAUUGAACUGAACAUUGUGUAUAAAGUGUGACUAUUACAGACAGGUGUGAGUGUGUAUGAACUGGUGCAGCCCAAUGUCUUUAACAUAAACUUGUGUCAUUUAAAGUGAAAUGUUGUCACACAGCAGGAAAUCAAUGUUGUGCCUCCUGCAUAGGCCCCUGGCCAGAAUCCCGCCUGCCUGUGCCAUGUCUGUGUCUAUGAAGGUCUCCCCCGGGCAUUGCCUGAUUGAUGAGCCCCUGAGGGUGUCUGUGUCAGGCCUGAGUCCUGGGCAGGCGGUGACCCUCCAGGCUGAAAUGACUGAUGAAGGUGGGGAGGCCUUUACUUCUUUAAGCAGGUAUCACGCAGGGAGCAGCGGGGAGUUGGAUCUGUCAAAGUGUCCGGCGCUGGAGGGAGGCCGUUUCACUGGGGUCGAGCCUGAGGGACCCCUGUGGGCUCUACAGCCCAAAAACCCACUCAGGAGGUUUCUACGGAAAGAUGUGCAAAACCCAAUACAGCUCAAGCUUUCUCUGUACCAGGACCAUGAACCCCUUGGGCAACUGCUGGCCACCAGCAGCCAGGAGAGGGGAUUCAUUGGAGCAGGAGUGAGCCGCAUCCCAGUGCGGGAGGGAAAGGUCCGGGGCAGCCUCUUCUUGCCACCAGGAGAGGGACCAUUUCCCGGUGUUAUUGAAAUACAAGGUACUGGAGGUGGCCUACUGGAAUACAAGGCUAGUCUUCUGGCUGCUAAAGGAUUUGCUACACUUGCUUUGGCUUACUAUGGCUAUGAAGAUCUUCCCAAGCAAAUGAAAAAAUUUCACUUAGAAUACUUUGAAGAAGCUGUAAAUUUCAUGUUGAAACAUCCCAAGGUUAAAGGUCCAGGGAUAGGACUUUUGGGCCAUUCUAAAGGUGGAGAUCUUGUCCUCUCUAUGACUGCUUUCCUAAAGGGCAUAACAGCUGCAGCUGUUGUUAAUGGCUCCCUUGCUAAUGUGGGUGCUGAUUUACAUUACAGAGAUAUUACUCUCCCUGCUAUUGGCUUUGACAUAAACAAAAUUAAAUUCCCCCAGCCCGGAGUGGCAGAUAUCAGCAAUGUUCUGAACAAUCCUCUUGAAGAACCUAACCGUGCAAGUCUAAUUCCUUUGGGCAGAGCAGACAGCAAGUUCCUCUUUAUUGUGGGCCAAGAAGACAAGAACUGGAAGAGUGAUUUCUUUGCCAAAAUUGCUUGUGAUCUUUUGACAGAGCAAGGGAAAGAAAAGCCAGAAGUCGUAUGUUACCCUGGAGCUGGCCACUACAUUGAGCCACCUUAUUUUCCACUAUGCAAAACCUCUAUGCACAGACUGGUGGGGUUUCCAGUGAUCUGGGGAGGAGAAAUGAAAGCUCAUGCCAUGGCACAAGUUGAUUCCUGGCACAGGAUUCAGGCUUUUCUCCAUAAACAUUUAGAUCAGUGAUCCCCAACCAGUGGCCUGUGAGCAACGUGUUGCUCUCCAACUCCUUUGAUAUUGCUCUCAGUGGCCUCAAAGCAGGUGCUUAUUUUUAAAUUCCUGGUUUGAAGGCAAGUUUUGGUUGAAUAAAAACCAUGUGUACUACCAAACAGAGCCUCCUGUAGGCUGCUAGCACAUAAGGAAUACCAAUGGCCAAUUGAAGUCUAUAUUUGGCACCCCCAGAACCUUUUGCAUGCUCUACAACUUUUUUUUUUUUUUUCAUUUGAAUAUGGCUCAUGGGUAAAAAAAAAAAAAAAGGUUGGGGACCCCUGAACUAGAUGCAGAAGGUGACAGACCUAGCAAGCUGUAACCAAGUGGGUAUUCCAAUCCGUAACCUGUGAUUGGUAGCCUACUUUUUCUUCUCUAGAAAGCUGCUACCUAAAAAGGUUGUCUAGUAUACAAAGGGCAAGGCCCAAGCCACUUUUUGUGGAAAUAGUUGAAUAUCUGUACUAUGCAAACCUGUGUCCCCCAGCUUGAUAUUUUGUUGCAACACACUGAUAUAUAUUGAAAUGCAUACAGCACUAAAUGGGGAAAAAUUGUCCUUAUUUAAUAAUUUUAUUUUAUUUUUUGAAAAAAACAUAUUCGUAAAAGUUGAAUAUUCCUUCUCAGAUGGAAAUUGAUAAGAGCUUAUAUAUUCCUUUACUUCAACUGACAAUGUAACUCAGUCACUGGUACAUUAAAUAUAUUUUAAGAUCAUAAAAA